This is a messenger RNA of Suillus subalutaceus, 739 nucleotides long. RefSeq lists its product as uncharacterized. Lineage: Eukaryota; Fungi; Basidiomycota; Agaricomycetes; Boletales; Suillaceae. The coding region runs from base 188 to 574 and encodes 128 amino acids. The record is from RefSeq and is a predicted model, not a curated record. The transcript is spliced from 2 exons.
GUACCAUCUUGUCAUCCGAGCAACUCAACUGACUUUCAGACGAGUCCUUGGCUUCACAAGUGACCACGAACUUUUUAAUAAUAUCCAUAUGACGCUUGUUCACGAGCAUUGUUAAUGCCGCAGCCCACUUCGAAGAGGUCGCUAACUCCGGUGCGAACAGCGGCUCCCUUCGCUCCACACGACGCCGAUGGUCGCAUCGCAGCAAAGUUAUAUAGAGAACCUAGUGCAGAAGACUCGGAAUUUGGAACACACCAUCAAGAAGCUGAACGAUGAACUCAGUCUUGAACAGACUCGCGCCAAGGACACUGUCAAUAUCAUGAAACAACAAUGGCGAACAGAGCAAAAGGAGUGGCACGUUGGUUGCGAUGCUUUACAGGCGUGCCAUGGGAUUGCCCAUCUCAGGACAGCAUGCGCUUUGGACGACGAACGAAUCGCAUUGCUCAAGGAGCGCGAAAUUGCACGGCGCGAGAGGCUUGCGCGUAUACAGAGGGAUUACAAGAUCACCAUGUUCCAGGCUAGGGAGGCAAGCCGACUUUCACCUUCCAUGCACGACUCAUUACUGCUUCCCUGCUGAUGGAUAAUAUGGGGUGGGCACACGUCUGGCACGUUUUGCUCUUAUCUACGACCCUUAGUCAUUCAGCAGAAAGGGAUCGAGCUACUGGCUACAACGACGUGUAUUUGGCCUCAGGUAUGAAUAUACCUCGAUGGCUCAAGAUAGAAAUGAAACCGAACCGAAAGC